Bactrocera oleae (olive fruit fly) is the source of this 2354-nucleotide messenger RNA. RefSeq names its product Seryl-tRNA synthetase-like insect mitochondrial protein (gene Slimp). Lineage: Eukaryota; Metazoa; Arthropoda; Insecta; Diptera; Tephritidae. Gene Ontology annotation, biological process: seryl-tRNA aminoacylation. Gene Ontology annotation, cellular component: mitochondrion. Gene Ontology annotation, molecular function: tRNA binding; ATP binding; serine-tRNA ligase activity. The record is from RefSeq and is a predicted model, not a curated record.
CACAACAUUUCUGAAUUGCGUAAACAAUAAUCAGCUGUGCCUAUUUCGUUUCCAUCAAACACGAGCACUUGAAUUCACCGGUAUAAACGAAAAACAAAUAUUUUCAUAUUAUUUGCUUUAUAAAUAUAACCACGGAUUUUUUGUAACACGAAAAUGGUGCAUUUGUUUAAAUCUACUGCAAAGUAUUUGUUAAAAAAUGCACAACAACUGCCAGUUAGGCGAAGCAUUUCCGCGCUGUACAUAACCGGUGAUAAGGCGCAAAAGAAUUAUGCACCACUUCAGCCGUAUAUGGAUUUUGAGGGUACACUUAACAAUCUGGGGACUUUGGAAAAAAGUAUAAAAGCGCGUAAAUUGCAGAUAAAUCUUGAUGAAUUAAAAGCAAAGUAUGUGAAAUUUCAAAGUAUGAAAAAUCAAAUAAAGCAAACUGAGGCUGAACGUGAGUCAGUGUCGAAGACGCUAAAGGAGCUAAAUAAAGUAGAUACUGCCACAAAAGAAGAAAUCGAAAAAUUGAAGGAAAAAGGGGUGAGUUUGCGUAAUGUCUUAAAAUCACUUAAAACGGAGAACUAUCCAAUUGAAGAAGACUUUGUGCACUCAUUUCUAAAUUUGCCGAAUCAAUUGGAUCCGCAAUGUCCACAAGGCAAUGUUGAAAAGUUGCUUUACCGCAGUUCAACGCCACGAUGUGAAGAGCAGCGGCCCACGCAUUUGGCCAAUAAGGAGCUCAUACGUUUUUACAAUAAUAAUCGGUACUAUCUGUUCGGCACACCAGCAGAAUUCGAUGUAUACAGCAUGCAAGCGUUGACAAAUUAUUAUGUGAAAAAAGGUGGCUUCCUACAAAUGGCUAACCCGGACUUUGCGCGUCUGGUGCUUUUAGAGGCGAGUGCAACACCGUUGGAAAAAUAUCACUUGGUGAAAGAGGAGGACCUACUCAGUGAGGUCAACCGAGCAUACUUGACAGGUGGUGCAACAUUUGAAGGAUUCCUAGCAGCUUUUGCGCGUCUUCUUGUUUUGCCCAAAGCAUUGCCAAUUCCUAUGGUGGCUCCUGGUAGAAGUUAUGUUAAAGUAGCAAAUAAAGAAGGACAAAUUGAUAACCUUUUUACUGCCACACAAACAAAUGCUGUACAAACAUUUGUCGCCACCAAAACUGCAGGCGAGGCAGAGGAGCAAAUGCAUAAGAUCUUAAAUUUAGCGGUAGACUUCUACAAAGAAUUAGGUGUGCAUUUUCAGAUAAUCUAUGAGGACGCGAGUGUGCUAACUAAUGCCGAAUGCCUACGUGCAAGCAUACAAAUGUACUCACCGGCAGAACAACGCUAUAUAUGCGUGGGAAAUGUUAGCAACUAUGGUGAUUUUGUGUCGAAACGUAUAAUGUUUUGUAUUCGUGAACAGAAAGGCUAUGCUUUUCCACAUUUAGUGAGCGGAAAUGUGCUGCACGUAACGCGACUAAUUGCAUUGUUGUUGGAAAAUGGUGUAAACCUUGAAGACUGUAAGCUACUCGGAGAUCCAGAUAGUGAAGUGAAAGCUGCGAAUGCAGCUGUGAAUGAAUUUAAGGAUUUAUUUAAAUAGAAAAUGUUGCGCGAUAAUGAACUUAGUGUAAUUUCUUUUGCUCAGAAGUUUCUUGUGUUUUUUGCGACAUGGAAAAAUGCAUUGUUGCUGCUUGCCAAUAAAAUGGCGAAAAAUUAAGCAAUAUAUUAAUAUUAUAAAUUAAAGUAUAAUUGUUUAUAUAUAGUCAGAAUGCUAUGCUGUUUUUAAAGUUAAUAAAAAUAGAUGAACUGACUGCCAUGAUAAAAAGUUAUUAACUUCUUAAUUAAAAAUAAAUAAAAAAAGUGCGGAACUGAACUUCUUAAAAUAAAAACAACUAUAAUUUCUAAUCAAAUAUUAAGCAAAUCUAACAAACUGCAUGUCAAAUUAAUUACUUGCAAUAGGCAUUAAAUUGGAAAAUAAAUAUUUAAAAAAAUUAUAACAAAACAAUAUUAAAUAAUAAAAAUAAAAUUAAAAAAAGAAUAUUGUGAAAAAAUAUUUAAAAAUGUAAAAAAAAAAUUAUAAAAAAAAACCUAUUAUUAAAAAAAAUAUCAUUAAAAAAAUAUUAUUAUAACAGAAAAUAUUAAAAAAAAAAAUAUUAAAAGAAAAAAUUAUUUAAAAGAAAAUGUAUAAUAUUUUUUGUUGUUGUAGAAAAAAUCCUGUAGUAAUUUCGAGGAAUGGUGCCGAGUUGACAGUCCUUGUGCGGAUAAAAAUCCGAGUCCAUUCCGGUUACUUAGACCCGACUGUAGUGGGAACGGUAAUUCGACUAAAAUCCCGUAUUGCGAUACCAGGCGCGCAGAAAUGCACAACAAGUGACAAACACCCCACCACAAAAAAAA